GAAUUAAAGCUGUAUUGUCCGUGUAGCCUCCUUCUUUAAAAUGAAAAAUGUUGCAUAUUUUAUAAUAAAAGGCUUUUUCGGCCAGUAUAGCUUACCUUUUGAAGGACGUUGCAUGCAGUUGUCAUAGCAACCAAAACCGAGCUGAAGUUUCUCUACAUAAAAUCGAAGAAACUUUGAAAUGCUAAACCCUUCUGCAGACAUAACUGAUAGGAGCUCAAAAUGUGCACAGAACAAAGGAGAUACCAGAUGGAUUGCUUAUUUGAAUCCAGCCAGCUGUAAAAGGAAUAUAAAUCUUUUGGAACUUCUAAGACACAAGCAAAGGCUGAAGUUGUGGUGUGUCUGGGAGUAUGAGACUGGUGUAGGACACCAGACUCAAAAUGUUUGUGUUGACAACAGAGGACUGGUUCUUCCUGAGCUUCCUAGAUUCCAUCAAAGCUGUUUUCUUUUGAAAUGAACUGUUCAAGUGUUCAGAUGUGAAACACGUCAGAAUCCUCCCACUGGAGGGACGUCUUUGUUUGCGCGGAAAUAUUUUACUGAGCCUGUCACUGUCACAAUUAGCGACGUCUCUAAUGCUUUAUCCAUCCUCCUCUCCCAUCCUCCUCCUCAUUCUCCUCCUCCUCCUCCUUCUUCUGGGUCCCGGGGCGUGGAGCUACGAGGCUCCUGAGGAUAAGCAGGAUGCCUUUGCUAGAAAAGCCUGCCCUGCUUUCCUGACCUUCACCAACGCUGCCUUUCUGGCUGGAGUCACAGUGGAGGUGCCCUGCCGCUGCAAACCACAACAGAUCCAAUCAGUUGUCUGGUUCUUUCGGAAACAUUUGAGUGGCUCCAAGGAGACCAGAGCCUUGACAGAUCACCAUGGCAACCGCCUGCUUGACCCUGACAGUGUCCCUCACGGUGGCGGGCUGCGUAGUCGAUUCUCCAUCCGUCUCUUCAGCCUGCUGAUCUUCAGAGCAGAGCCUGCCGACUCGGGCAUCUACAUCUGCGGUUCUGUGCACAAGGACUUCUUCUAUGGUUACGACCUGGACAUCCAGGAGGCCCGAACACUCAGCUUCAUACGCAGGCUCCCUUCUGAAAGUAUCAGCCAGAAAAAUGAAGAAAGAAAAAGACUUGGCUCUACUAAGCCGCUGUACCAGGUCUUCACCAGCUUCAGGCCCUGGUCGGUCUGCGAUCGCUGCGGACUACCUGGAGAGCAAGUGCGUGUGGGACUGUGCUACGUCCACUCGCACUACCUGCACGUACGCUUCCGACGGGCCAAUCAGACAGUCACCUCCUGCGGCUCAGGAGCAGUGCUCAGGGCGUUUGGACGGCUGAGGCAAAGCAGCGUGGGGGCCAAGCUGGAGGUGAAAAGCUGUGAAGCAACUUGUGGAGAUCGAGCUUCUCAAUCCACCAAAAUCACUGCUUUGAUGGCAUUUCUUGGAUUGAAUUCUGCUUCACUGCCGGUGUUCUACCUGAAAGCUCCUACGGACCGUACCCUCACCCUGGGCUGUCCCGGGGCACGUCCCGACAUGGCCGUGGCCUGGGACAGAGGCUUUAAACCCGUCUAUCGAUCUGAACGCUGGGCAGGUCGUAACCUCAGCGACACGCCCCCCAGGCUGCACGUGGACACCGGACACAACUUGGUGUUUCAACCUGCAAAAACUCCAGACUCUGGUGUCUACUACUGCUGGCUGGAGGGUCACCGGGCUGCUGAGAUCCGUCUGCUGGUCUACGUCCAUCUGGGCCGGGGACAGUCAGUGACCUUACAUCCUGACUUCUGGGAAGCAAUGUUUUUUUUGUUGAGAUCUUAUGUCGGCAUGACAGCUCUGUUUUGCCUGCUGCUGUUGUUCAGAGCUGGAGUGAGACACAGAGACACCAGAGAAACACAUGACGAUUAAACCUAUUCAAUAUUAUUACUUAAAAAGCUGUUUUGAACUCGUUAUUUUACAAUAAGGAAAAAGUGGAAAGAUGUAUUCUUCUAAGGGAAUGUCAUUCAAUUCAUUCAACUUCCAUUCAUUAUCACAUGUCAGACCUUGAUGCAAUUCAUGAGUAUGUUGCAAAAAGUUGUGGAAUGAGCAGCUUUCACAUUAGAAAGAAAAAUAAAGGUCCGAGUUGUAAAUAAUUAUGAAAUGUAUAUUUCGUAAUUAGUAUAUAUUACACUUUUAUAUAUAAAAAAAUGUGUGAAAAUACCGUACACUCAUUUUUGUGUUUGUACUUCUUUGAUACGGAAGAGCAGAAUAGAUCAAUGACACGCGGUGAGUGUAACCAGUUCUGGAGAAGCACUUGCCGGUGUCGAAGUCUCUCUUGAAUGACUUUUCCCUGCAAUGACGCCAGAAGAGGGAUGAACAUUUCCGGGCUCUUGCUGUUCCACAGAGGGGCCAUCGUGUGUCCUCAACAAGACCUCUCCACCCUGAGAGCCGGAGGGAUGAAUACGCUUGUUCCUCCACAGCUGUGGCCCCCACUAUACUUUCAUUCCACCAUCCACUCUUCAUUGCUCAGCCUCUCUGAAUCGAGUAAAUAAAUCCCCAUACGA
Molecule: messenger RNA, 2506 nt
Organism: Gasterosteus aculeatus aculeatus (three-spined stickleback)
Lineage: Eukaryota; Metazoa; Chordata; Actinopteri; Perciformes; Gasterosteidae
Product: Ig-like V-type domain-containing protein FAM187A
Source: RefSeq, a predicted model, not a curated record